Metopolophium dirhodum (rose-grain aphid) is the source of this 1368-nucleotide messenger RNA. RefSeq lists its product as uncharacterized. Bases 847 to 1368 code for a protein of 173 amino acids. NCBI's taxonomy places the organism in Eukaryota, Metazoa, Arthropoda, Insecta, Hemiptera, Aphididae. The record is from RefSeq and is a predicted model, not a curated record. The transcript has 4 exons.
AUUUCUCGUUUCUCAUAUUUUGUUUAUCAUUUCGGCGCUGCGGUGACAGACGAACGCUAGUUGUAACUUUUAUUUCAAGGCUAUAAUAUAUAAAUCACACGAAUCCUGUCGAUAAAACAUAUAUUUUGUUAAACUGUAUAAGAAUAAAUGGCUGAUACACCUAUUUGGUGUGUUAUUGAGUAUGAUGGUGGUGGUGUACAAAUUGAACCUAAAAGUUGAACGGACACUGGGUCAUCAGGAACCAGCUAUUGGCCCAAACGAGGAGUUUUUAUUUCAGACCUACAAUACCUUAAUGCAGUAAAACAUAAUACAAGUCCUGAAAUAACUUGGCCAGACUGUAAGACAUCUACACUGGGAUUCUAUGAUGACUUCGAAGAUGCCAAACGUAAACUAAAAAAAUCUGAAGUCAAUGCAGACCUUAACACAGAUGUGGAAAAAGAAAAAAAAAGCCGAAAAAAGUGGAAGAAAAAAAAAACAUUUGUUAGUUCUAGUGACAAUCCUGAACCUUAAGUAACGCCCGCUAUUAAAAUAAAACUAUUUCCUAAACCACAACAACCAAGUACAUUGCCACAAAGUUUAUAUUUAAAUGAAUCUGCAUUGCAUUUUCCUGAAAAAUUACGCUCUCACAGAAUCCCUUUCUAAAUUUUCCGUAUCAACUACAUCAUUUACCACAUAGUAAAUAUUAUAAAUAAUAUAAUUAUUCGAUUUGAUUUAAAAGUACACAACAAUAGCAAAUAGAUUAAAUACAGUAAUUUUAUAAUAUACAUUGCCUUUGCGAUUCUUUGACCGGUCCACUCCCAUCCAGCCACUAUUACACAAAUAACAAUUUAUAAUAAUAUCGACAUCAUGAAUUCACGCGCAUCUUUGAGUUGCUUGCUGGCCGUCAUAGCCAACUUCAUCCCUGAGGCGGCCCUGAGCGGCGCCCGCAUUGUGUCACGUCUGGUCAUAAUGGCUGACCGCAAUUCGAACUUGUUGAUCGUCCUCAAAAAAGCCGUCAGCGCCGGAUCCAAAAUCACCGAUCCAAUUACAUUUGUGAUAAAAAUUCCACCGAUUAAGAUUACCGCUGGCGACAGCGUUAUGGAAAUCCAGUGCUGUGAACCCAAUGUUAUCUUCACCAACGAAGAGAGACACAUGUUUUGCCAGUCAAUGGACGACCACAUGUUACGCACGGUGUACCGGUGUCACGAUGUCACGCUAUACGACGACGGCAACCCCGAAAACGUGACAGUGGUGUACUGGACGUUGGUCAAGACGGCGUGGUACCAGCUCACGUUCCUGGCCCUGACCAUAUUGCCGUUCUGUUUAAUGGUGAUAUCCGCACUAGUAUACCACCUCUCAGAAAACAUCUGUUCUACUGAAACCAUAUAA